CCAACAACAUCAAACCACGACCUCCUGCACUCCAGACAAACACGCAAUCCAUGCCAAACCCACAAUAACCACCACAACAUAUGAGAUAGUCUAAAUACAAUGACAAAGAAACCCCUCGGCCGUUCCACAGGCGUAAGUAUACCUUGAACAAAGCCCCCACGCACCAAACCUAACCUCCUAACCUUCGCCCUGCCUUGCCUUGCCUUACCUUGUUUCUUCCUCCCGAGCAGGCCAACGGUUUUCAACUCCCGUAUUCCUAGAGCUAGAACAAGGCUAGAUUAACUAACUCCAAUAAAAGGCCCUCAACGCGCCCAUCGCGGCAUUCACAAUGGCCGUCGUGCUGUGCUCUUACUGCGCUUACUCGAUCAAUUCUGCGCGGAGAGGAGCCCAUUCCGGCAGCGAGUCUGGGUCUCCAGUUUCGUCGUCGACUUCGGUGCAGAAGAAGCAGAGGCAGGAUGAAUGGGUGAAAAGGGUUUUGGAGGAGGGGAAGGGAAGGGAGAGGUGAAUUUCUGUUUCCCUUUUAGGACUGCAUACUUAUUUUUCUUUUUUCUUACUUUUUUUUUGGAGUUGAUGGAGUUUGGGUUGUGAUAUUAUUCAUUUGAUUUAUAAUUGAUUACUUGUAUGAAUGAUCCUCUGUGCGUAAUGUUUUUUAUUGUAUUUAUAGUGCUGGGCUACGGGUAUUACUGCCUAAUGCUACAGCCGUUCUUACCUAGGAGAAUCUUUGAACAAGUCAGCGAGGGAAUAGCGAGGAUAUCAAGAAGGCAAUAAUGGAAGCUCGAGAUCGUAUCAGAAUUUUCAGUGUAUGAAUGGUCAUCUCCAGCCGUCUUGGACGAACAGGAUCUCCAUUUAUGUAAAGAUUCAUCAUGGUGGAUUCGCGAGGCAUUGAAGAGGUAUGUGCAAGGAUGGAAUAGA
This is a messenger RNA of Aspergillus versicolor CBS 583.65, 912 nucleotides long. RefSeq lists its product as uncharacterized. The record is from RefSeq and is a predicted model, not a curated record. Bases 329 to 505 code for a protein of 58 amino acids. NCBI's taxonomy places the organism in Eukaryota, Fungi, Ascomycota, Eurotiomycetes, Eurotiales, Aspergillaceae. The transcript has a single exon.